GUCCUUUUAACUUUGUGUCGCCAAUCUGACACAUGUUCAAAAUAGGUUAAGUUAACAUAUUGUCAAGUAAUUGCAAGUAAUUUUGGCAAAAUGUCCAAAAAACGUAACAACAAGAAAAAUUUGGAUGAUGACUUCGAAGACGACGUAAAAAGCAACGUUUCAAAGGACGACAACAAAGCGAUAACCUCAAAAACGGCCAAGAAUAAAGGUAACAAAAAAGGAAAAAAAGGCAAAAAGGACGAUGAUUGGAGUGACGACGACAACGAUAUUAAGAAAGAUCCAGUAUUAGAAAGUGGCGAUACAAACGGUGCUUCUAAACCAGAACCUGCACCUAAGAAAAAAGGUGGAAAAAAAGGAAAAGGAAAUAAAAACGAUGAUGAUGAUGGAUGGGGCGAUAAGGAGGUCGACAUUGAUCUAAAACUCUCUGAUGUGGAGGAUAUAGUGGUGGCGCCAGUAAAAAAAGGAAAAAAGGGUGGCAAGAAGAAGAAAGCUGGGAGUGAUGAUGAAGAGGAUGAAAUCAUCAAUGCGGGGAAGGGAUCGCGCAAUGCCUUUGCUAAUUUAGAAGUAGAAGAUGAUGAAGAAGAAGAGAUCCCAAAGCCAAAGAGCAAAGAUAAAUCGAAAAAGAAUAAAAAAGAUUCAAAGAAGCAGAUUGUGGAAAGUGAGGAAGAAGAUGAAGCUCCAGUUGCACAACAAAACAAUGCCUUUGCCAAUUUGGAUGUAGAAGGAGAAGAAGAAGAAGUAGAAGAAGAAAAACCUAAGAAAAAAACUAAAGAGAAAACUCCAGAAGCAGACUUAAAGAAAAAAACAGAAUCUGAGGAACUGAAUGAUGAAGUGGAACCAGCAGAUAAAGUUGAGAAGUCAACUGAAGAAAUUACGGAUGCAGUUAGUUCUAUGUCAAUCAAAGAUGAAAAAAAACUGACCCAUAAAGAAAAGAAAAAACUGAAAAAGCAGCAAGAAUAUGAAAAACAGAUGGAGACCAUGCUGAAGAAAGGUGGACAAGGUCACUCUGACUUGGACAGCAAUUUCACUGUGUCACAGGCUCAAAAGUCUGCUGGUCAGAUGGCAGCCUUAGAAAAUGCUGUUGAUAUAAAGAUUGAAAACUUUAGUAUAUCCGCCAAGGGUAAUGAUCUUUUUGUAAACGCUAAUUUAUUGAUUGCACAAGGAAGACACUAUGGUUUAGUGGGGCCUAAUGGACAUGGUAAAACCACAUUACUUAGACAUAUAGCGCAACGAGCAUUCGCAAUUCCGCCAAAUAUUGAUAUAUUAUAUUGUGAACAGGAAGUAGUUGCUGAUGAUAUGAGUGCUGUAGAAACUGUACUAAAAGCUGAUGUGAAAAGAACUGAAUUACUAGAAGAAUGUAAAAAGCUUGAAAAGAGUUUUAAUGAAGGUCAACUUGAUGUUCAAGAGAGGCUUAAUGAAGUUUAUGCAGAACUGAAAGCUAUUGGCGCUGAUUCAGCUGAGCCAAAGGCUAGAAGAAUUUUAGCUGGUUUAGGAUUUGAUAAAGAAAUGCAGGAUAGAGCCACUAAAAAUUUCUCUGGAGGUUGGAGAAUGAGAGUCUCCUUAGCUAGAGCUUUGUACAUUGAACCAACAUUAUUGUUGCUUGAUGAACCUACCAAUCACUUGGAUCUUAAUGCUGUAAUUUGGCUGGAUAAUUACUUGCAAGGCUGGAAAAAGACACUUCUCAUAGUUUCUCACGAUCAGUCGUUCUUGGACAAUGUUUGUAAUGAAAUCAUCCACUUGGACAAUCAGAAAUUAUACUAUUAUAAAGGAAAUUACUCAAUGUUUAAAAAAAUGUACCAACAGAAACGCAAGGAAAUGAUUAAGGAAUACGAAAAGCAAGAGAAACGACUCAAGGAAUUGAAAUCUCAUGGUUCAUCAAAGAAGGCCGCGGAGAAAAAACAAAAAGAAGCCCUCACAAGGAAACAAGAGAAAAACCGAUCGAAAAUGCAAAAACAAGACGAUGAGGUUACCACAACUGAAUUACUUCAGAAACCCAAGGAUUAUCUUGUUAAAUUUUCAUUUCCAGAACCUCCUCCACUUCAACCACCAAUUCUUGGACUUCACAAUUGUACUUUUGCUUAUGAAGGCCAAAAGCCCCUUUUUGUCAACACUGAUUUUGGUAUUGAUAUGUCCAGUAGAGUUGCUAUUGUUGGACCUAAUGGUGUUGGAAAGUCUACAUUCUUGAAACUUUUAGUGGGUGAAUUAUCACCUAAUCAAGGAGAAGCUAGAAAAAAUCAUAGAUUGCAUAUAGGAAGGUUCGACCAACACUCUGGAGAGCACUUAACCGCCGAAGAAACUCCUGCUGAAUAUUUGAUGAGGUUGUUUGAUUUACCAUAUGAAAAAGCUAGAAAACAAUUAGGUACUUUUGGAUUAGCUAGUCAUGCUCACACAAUUAAAAUGAAAGAUUUGUCUGGUGGUCAAAAGGCUAGAGUAGCUUUAGCUGAAUUGUGCCUUAACGCUCCUGAUGUUAUUAUUUUGGAUGAACCUACAAAUAAUUUGGAUAUAGAAUCCAUUGAUGCUUUGGCCGAGGCAAUAAAUGAAUUUAGCGGUGGUGUUAUCAUAGUAUCUCACGACGAAAGGCUUAUUAGGGAUACUGAGUGCGCAUUGUAUGUUAUAGAAGAUCAAACUAUUAACGAAUUAGACGGAGAUUUCGAUGAUUAUAGAAAAGAAUUAUUGGAGAGUUUGGGAGAAGUUAUCAAUAGCCCAAGUAUUGCUGCCAAUGCUGCAAUUGCUUAGAACAAUUUUUCAGUUUAUUAUACAUUUACUUCAAUUUACACCCACCCCUAUUGGUUUUUAUAAAUAUAUUCGUGAUUUUAGAAUUGAUUGGAAUUUUACUAAUGGCAUAUUAAAUGAUUUUUCUGAUUA
This is a messenger RNA of Aethina tumida (small hive beetle), 2865 nucleotides long. RefSeq names its product ATP-binding cassette sub-family F member 1. The transcript has 10 exons. Bases 91 to 2736 code for a protein of 881 amino acids. The record is from RefSeq and is a predicted model, not a curated record. NCBI's taxonomy places the organism in Eukaryota, Metazoa, Arthropoda, Insecta, Coleoptera, Nitidulidae. Gene Ontology annotation, molecular function: ATP hydrolysis activity; ATP binding.